AUGUGCUGUGCGGGUUUCACGAAUUACCUGUUCCACAAACUGAGGAAAUACACAUGUGGACUUGCCGGACGCGAAAGCGACGCCGAUAUGUCGCUGAAGCAGGGCAGCGGCACGGGCAAGGUCCACUUCGGUGGUCUAGACGAUGUGUCUCUGUACGGCACGCCAGUGGAGCCCGCACCACCAGCCCCCGACGCUAAGCAGGGUUUCCUGCGCAACCAGUUACAAGCACUCUUCCAGCCUACAGAUAACAAACUCGCAAUGAAACUCUUCGGCUCAAAAAAGGCUCUGAUGAAGGAGCGCAUCAGGCAAAAAGCGGCGGGUCACUGGGUCAUCCAUCCAUGCAGCAGUUUCAGGUUCUACUGGGAUCUAUGUAUGUUAUUACUACUGGUGGCGAAUCUUAUCAUCCUACCCGUUGCCAUCUCUUUCUUCAACGAUGACCUCAGCACGCGUUGGAUUGCCUUCAACUGCCUAUCAGACACCAUAUUCCUUAUAGAUAUCGUUGUUAAUUUUAGAACAGGAAUAAUGCAGCAAGAUAAUGCGGAACAAGUGAUAUUAGAUCCCAAGUUAAUAGCAAAGCACUAUUUAAGGACGUGGUUCUUCCUGGAUCUCAUCUCUAGUAUACCACUAGAUUAUAUUUUCUUGAUCUUCAAUCAGGACUUUAGUGAAAGCUUUCAAAUUCUUCACGCGGGUCGUGCGCUAAGAAUACUACGGUUAGCCAAGCUGUUGUCUUUGGUGCGAUUGUUGCGGCUCUCAAGACUUGUCAGAUAUGUGUCGCAAUGGGAGGAAGUAUAUAUCUUGCAGAACCUUCAAAAAAAGCGCACCGAACGGAGAGGACGGCUCAGCUCCGACGUUGCCAAAAAGAAGAGUGACACCAAAAGCAAUCUGAUCUUCAAGUUCCUCAACAUGGCGUCAGUGUUUAUGCGGAUAUUCAAUUUAAUCUGCAUGAUGCUGUUAAUCGGCCACUGGUCGGGAUGUCUACAAUUCCUCGUUCCAAUGCUUCAGGGUUUUCCACCGAACUCGUGGGUGGCUAUUAAUGAACUACAGGAGGCGUUCUGGUUAGAACAAUAUUCGUGGGCGCUGUUCAAAGCCAUGUCUCAUAUGCUGUGCAUUGGUUACGGCCGGUUUCCACCUCAAUCCCUCACCGACAUGUGGCUUACAAUGCUAUCGAUGAUCUCUGGGGCCACCUGCUAUGCACUUUUCCUUGGUCAUGCAACCAAUCUCAUCCAGAGUCUUGAUUCCUCGCGAAGACAAUAUCGUGAAAAGGUGAAACAAGUAGAAGAAUACAUGGCCUAUCGCAAACUACCUCGUGAAAUGAGGCAACGUAUCACCGAAUACUUCGAGCAUCGUUACCAAGGCAAAUUUUUCGACGAAGAGCUUAUCUUGGGCGAGCUUAGCGAGAAACUACGCGAGGAUGUCAUCAAUUACAAUUGUCGCUCACUUGUUGCCUCGGUGCCGUUCUUCGCUAACGCUGAUUCCAACUUUGUUUCGGAUGUCGUCACUAAACUACGUUACGAAGUCUUCCAACCUGGCGAUAUCAUUAUUAAAGAAGGAACCAUCGGAAGCAAAAUGUACUUUAUUCAAGAAGGAAUCGUGGACAUUGUUAUGGCGAACGGCGAAGUAGCUACCAGCCUGUCCGAUGGCUCCUACUUCGGCGAAAUUUGUUUGCUGACCAACGCUCGCCGAGUCGCCUCCGUCCGCGCCGAGACUUAUUGCAAUCUGUUCUCGCUCUCCGUGGACCACUUCAACGCGGUGCUCGAUCAGUACCCUUUGAUGCGACGCACGAUGGAGAGUGUCGCCGCCGAGAGGCUCAACAAGAUCGGCAAGAAUCCGAACCUCGUGGCGCACCGCGAGGACGACACCACGUCUGAAGGCAAUACGAUCAACGCAGUGGUGAACGCGCUGGCGGCGGAGGCGGAGCACGUGAGCCUGUCGGACGACAGCGUGGCGCGGCUGUCGGAGCGCUCGUUGGGGCUGGCACUGCAGCCACUGCAGGCCGCGUCGUGCCGCAUGGCGGGCGUCGCGCUGCCUGGCCUGGGCGUCGCCGCUGCGCUGCCCCGCCCCAAGUCCGAGCACGACUUCAGCCUGGCGCAGACGCAGCAACCGCCGCUAGCCGCGGCCGCCGCCUUCCACAAGUCGGACGCCGGCAUAGCGCCCUGA
This is a messenger RNA of Parnassius apollo (apollo), 2157 nucleotides long. NCBI's taxonomy places the organism in Eukaryota, Metazoa, Arthropoda, Insecta, Lepidoptera, Papilionidae. The record is from the annotation of a GenBank genome assembly.